CAGCAAGCCGCCAACAACGAACUGCAGAUACCCCACUCAGUUUCCUGCCGCCGCGCUGGUGACGAGCAAUCCUCCCAGAACAAGGAGUCUCGGCACAUUGAGCGCGACAAUGAACUUCCUCCUAUCCGACGACUACCUCCUUCAAGAUUACCCCGAAAAUAUUACCAACACUAUCCGGUCAGGACACUCGACAUGCGUGCGAUUCAAUCGCAAGGGCGACUUCUUGGCCUCGGGCCGCGUUGACGGCACUGUGGUCAUCUGGGACUUGGAGACCAUGGGAGUGGCGCGCAAACUUAGGGGCCAUUCCAAGAACAUAACAUCACUAAGUUGGUCACGGUGCGGCCGCUAUCUGCUCUCCGCCUGCCAGGGCUGGAAAGUCAUUCUCUGGGAUCUGCAGGACGGGAAAAGACACCGCGAGGUGCGCUUCCGCGCCCCGGUGUAUGGGGCUGAGCUUCACCCGUGGCAUCACUACCAGUUUGCUGCGGCCCUCUUCGAGGACCAACCGAUGCUCGUCGACAUCACGGCUCCCGCCCCCGUGUGCUACGUUCUCCCCUCGGUGCCGAAACGACCCAACACCGAUGCCGAUGCAACGUUGAAGGAGAAGCAGGCCAAGGAGGAUGCGAAACACAUGACAACCGCCAUCGUCUAUACGGCGACAGGUGACCACCUCCUCGCCGGCACAACCAAGGGCCGCCUCAAUAUCAUCGACGCGAGGACGCGUGAAAUUAUCUACUCAGAGAAGAUAGCUAGCGGUGUCAUCACAACUCUUCGUCUUACUGAGUCGGGCAAGGAGCUCCUGGUGAAUGCCCAGGACCGCAUAAUAAGGACCUUCCGUGUGCCGAACCUGUCCGCAGCAGACCUUGAUCCGGACACCAUACAGUUACCCCUCGAGCACAAGUUUCAAGACGUGGUGAACAGGUUGUCGUGGAACCAUGUAGCCUUCAGCGCCACGGGCGAGUACGUCGCAGCGUCGACCUACAACAACCACGAGCUCUACAUCUGGGAACGCGGGCAUGGCAGUUUGGUGCGCAUGUUGGAGGGUCCGAAGGAGGAGCAGGGAGUCAUUGAAUGGCACCCACACCGCGCUCUGUUGGCCGCCUGCGGCCUUGAGACUGGCCGAAUCAAUAUCUGGUCUGUCACGAGCCCUCAGCGAUGGUCGGCCCUCGCGCCCGACUUCGUAGAGGUGGAAGAGAACGUCGAGUACAUCGAAAGAGAGGACGAGUUUGACAUCCACCCGCAGGAGGAGAUCCAAAAGCGGCGCCUGGUUCAGGAAGAUGAGGACGUCGAUGUCCUGACGGUGGAAGACGGUGAUGGGCUAGGCAACGGCAUGGACACGUUUCGCAUGCCGAUCCUGUUCAACCUGGGCGAGUCGGACAGCGAAGAAGAAUUCGUAAACGUAUCGCUCGGGACGCUGCGGCGGAAGAGUCCUGGUGAGCAGGACGAGGAUGAGAUGACAGGCGAAGAGCGAGGGCCGGGGAGGAAACCGGGACGGGGACGGGCGAAGAAGAAAUAAUCAACAUAAUGACGGUGCCCCCUAGCGCAGCGGAGCCUUGUUGGAGCUCGCAGGGCAAUGGAGACCUGGAAGUCUUUCAGGUUACGGAAUAGCUCAGCUUGGAAAUGUGAUCGAGGAAUGAGAACCGGAUGGGUUGUGUAAUCCGAGUCGCCUGGCAUUGUUGUUGCAGCCGCUCCAAUUCAGCUUGGCGUAUACCAUUAGGCUGCAAUUGAGGUAUUGUGCCGUAAUUUAACGGCAAUUACAUACAAUGCCAGGUCAGCGCUCAAUCGUAGCCCUGAAAUACUGAUACAUACAAAACAAAAGGGACGGAACCAAGCUGUACGAGCAUCCCAUUCACUGACUAUUGUACACUAUAG
Molecule: messenger RNA, 1869 nt
Organism: Thermothielavioides terrestris NRRL 8126
Lineage: Eukaryota; Fungi; Ascomycota; Sordariomycetes; Sordariales; Chaetomiaceae
Product: SWD1-like protein
Exons: 2
Coding region: 110-1513 (467 amino acids)
Cellular component (GO): Set1C/COMPASS complex
Molecular function (GO): protein binding
Source: RefSeq, a predicted model, not a curated record